AUGGACUGGCUUAUGAGACUCUGCUUACCAGGGACUCCCUUGCUGUGUUUCAGCCCCGUUGGAGAUACCAGUGAAGAGGGGAAAGAGACACAUCUCUGCCAGGCCAGUGCUGUGCGAAAUUGCCUCCAGCUUCCAGGGAUCAGCAUCCUUGACAAACUCAUCAAGACGUGUCCUGUCUGGCUUCAGCUGAACAUGAGCCAGGAAACGGCUGGGGCGAUCCUUGGCAAAGAAACAGCAGGGAUAUUCUUAGUUAGGAAAGAGGGCAAUGUGAGCAACAUGGUCCUUGCAGUCCGCCUGCCAGUGCAGAACGAGGCUCCUGGUGUGCUGGAGUACAACAUUAAAGAAGAAAAAUCAAUCCUGUACCUGGAAGGAUCUGUCCUUGUAUUUGAAGAUGUUUUCAAAUUGGUCGCCUUCUACUGUGUCAGCAGGGAUUUGCUGCCCUUUACCCUGAAGCUGCCACAAGCAAUAUUAGAAGCCAGUAGCUUUCAAGACCUUGAAAUUAUUUCUAGUCUGGGGAUAGAUUUCUGGGAUUCCUAUUUAAACCAUAGAAGACAGGACUUAUCCCACCCUGCAAAAGACUAUGCUUUCAGCACUGCUCAGGCAGACAGUUUAAGACCAACCCAGUGUUUUGCAAGUAGCACAAACCACUGCUCAUGUGAAAUUGAGCUGUCAAUAGGAAAUGACAGGCUGUGGUUUGUGAAUCCUAUUUUUAUAGAAGAGUGCAGUAAUCCUUGCCCUCCAGAUAUACCUUCUCCUAAAGGCCACUCUGGGAGCACUGAACUCCCUCCUGCCACCAUGAUUACUGAAAGGAGGUCUCCUCGACGGCCUCCUCCCCCUCCACCUUCUCAUUCUCUCAUUCAGAAAUCUUCCCUGAAGCUCUCACAGGACCCCAUGACUGUCUGUGAAGAAAACAAGCUUCUUAUUAAGCCACUAGGAAAGAGCUUCGAGGAAAUGAAAAUCGAAGGCAGUGCCGAUAAAGAAGAAAGGAAGCAGAGCUGCUCGGCCAACGCGCCCUCGGCAGUGAGCCCCAGGAAGGGCUCCCAGCCCUCGGUUCCCCCGCGGAGGCGGCUGAGUGAGAGAACCUCAGAGGAGAGCUGUGUGGGCAAUCCUGAAAAUUGUGAAACGCUGAAAGGGGAAGGGACAGAAGAAAACCAAGAUACAAGUGCAGAGGGCAGAGAUAAAACGCUGCUGUGUGAAAAUGCUGUAGAAAUGCCUGGGGAGGUUCCCAAAAGGGCUGUAUCACAGUUUCAGGAGACAAAGCCUGAACCUGCAGAGAAGAAGGAGGACAUGCCUAAGACACAAAGCAAUGCCACUGAGAAAGGAAAGUCGCCUCCUAUCCCACCACCGAGAAGGAAGAGAGUUUCCCAGGUACCAAGCAUCCCCAGCUCCUGCCAGCCGAAGCAAAGAACAGCAGCAGAGACGGCCGUGGCCACAGGGCAGGCUGUGUGCAAGGGCAGUCCAGCUACAGUGACAUGUGGUGCCACUUGGGCACACAGCAAGCCUGAACAGGGACAUGGCCACAAAUCUGUCAGCUCAGCUGAACUGGAAGGGUCACGCUUGUCCCUGGAGGACCUGGGAGGCAGCACCAUGGCUCAGGCAUCAACAUCUGAGCCAGACUCCUACUCCACCAGCAGCACAGAGGAUGACCUGGAGAUGCUGAGUGGUUCAUCUGGUAAAAAGACACGCUCCGUGAUCUUGGCCAAGGCCAAAAACAGGCUGUCCUUGGUGAACCUGUCCAAUGUCUUCACGGUCUUUUUGUCUAGUGACAGGAAGCUGCAGAAGAAGAUAGUGGAGCUGGCACAGGACAAGGAGUCAUACUUUGGCAACCUGGUGCGGGACUACAGAGUGUACAGUUUAGAGAUGAUGGCAAAGCAGAGCUCCAGCACAGAGAUGCUACAAGAGAUCCGGCUGAUGAUGACGCAGCUGAAGAGUUACUUAGUACAGAGCACUGAGUUGAAAUCGCUGAUAGACCCAGCCUCCUACACUGAGGAACAGUUAGAAGUGAUUGCUGAGACAGCUUUGUACAAAUGUGUCCUGAAACCUCUAAAGGAAGCCAUUAAUUCUUCCUUAAAAGAAAUACACAACAAAGAUGGAUCUUUACAGCAGCUGAAAGAGAACCAACUUGUGAUACAAAACACAACUACCACUGACCUGGGUGUCACAACCAGUGUGCCUGAAACUGCUGUGCUGGAAAAGAUCCUUCACAAGUUCACAACCAUGCACAAGACCUAUUCUCCAGAAAAGAAAAUUGCCAUCUUGCUGAAGACCUGCAAACUCAUCUAUGACUCCAUGGCUCAGGGAAAUCCAGGGAAGCCCUAUGGUGCAGAUGACUUCCUCCCUGUGCUCAUGUAUGUGUUGGCCCGCAGCAACUUGACUGAAGUCCUUCUUAAUGUGGAGUAUAUGAUGGAGCUCAUGGACCCUGCUCUGCAGCUAGGAGAAGGCUCCUAUUAUUUAACCACCACCUACGGGGUCCUGGAGCAUAUCAAGAACUAUGACAAAAUCACUGUGACCCGGCAGCUGAGCGUGGAGGUUCAGGACUCCAUCCACCGCUGGGAGCGACGGAGAACGCUGAACAAGGCCCGGGCUUCCCGCUCAUCAGUGCAGGAUUUCAUCUGUAUCUCCUUUCUGGAAGUCAGUGGUCAAUCAAGGACACUUGCUUCCCGUCGCGACACCACAGCUGAGCAGCUGAGCCAGCAGUGUGCCGAGAAGUUUGAAGUGUCUCAUCCCAAGGACUAUGGACUCUUUGUUUAUGUUGAUGACCAGUGGCUGCAGCUGGACAAAGAUGCCCUUCCACAUCAUAUCAAAGCCUCCCUUCUGAAGAGUGAAACCAAGAAAGAUUUUAAUUUUAUUUAUAAACCAAUUGACCAUAAAACCCCACCAAUUCCAAUUGUCAAAGAGUCAGACUUUUCCUAAGUGCCAUGCUGGUUUUUUUCCGUCUUUGCUGUCAUCCUGGAAGAGCUGGAUAUUUUACCUUGUGAGAUCCUCUGGUAUCUGCAGACCUUGGAAGUUCUCUGGAGUGUGGCCUUCAACAUAGGGCAGAUGGGCUAAUUGAAGAUGGUGUCUGAACACACGGCAUUUCUCGGUAGAGGUCAUUUGCAGAAGUAAAAGAAGCAUUCAGGAGAAUGUUCAUCCUCUGGAAAACUUGAAGUAUCAAGCCUCAGAACCUCUCAGCUGCAACCAGC
Messenger RNA from Lonchura striata (white-rumped munia), 3182 nucleotides. It is a transcript of the gene RIN3, whose product is annotated as Ras and Rab interactor 3. Gene Ontology annotation, biological process: signal transduction; vesicle-mediated transport. The record is from RefSeq and is a predicted model, not a curated record. Gene Ontology annotation, molecular function: small GTPase binding; guanyl-nucleotide exchange factor activity. Lineage: Eukaryota; Metazoa; Chordata; Aves; Passeriformes; Estrildidae. Gene Ontology annotation, cellular component: endocytic vesicle; cytosol.